Aspergillus ruber CBS 135680 is the source of this 231-nucleotide messenger RNA. RefSeq lists its product as uncharacterized. The coding region runs from base 1 to 231 and encodes 76 amino acids. The transcript has 2 exons. Lineage: Eukaryota; Fungi; Ascomycota; Eurotiomycetes; Eurotiales; Aspergillaceae. The record is from RefSeq and is a predicted model, not a curated record.
AUGACUUCUUCCUCCCGUCCCAACGACUUCGGCUCCGACCUCUGGGUCCGCGACUCCCACUCCCAAACCCGCCGCCCCACAUCCGGCCGUGGCCUCUUUGCCGGUCUGCAAGACGUGAAGCACUACAAUGUGGAAAACGGUUGGGCGAAGAGGAAUGUUAGGGACGAAAAUCGCGGGAUUCUGGGGUUUUUGGGGAGGUGGUACGUUUCCCCCAUUUCCCCUUGUUCUUGA